This is a messenger RNA of Naegleria gruberi, 2267 nucleotides long. Its product is annotated as WD40 repeat domain-containing protein. Gene Ontology annotation, molecular function: microtubule binding. Bases 66 to 2267 code for a protein of 733 amino acids. Lineage: Eukaryota; Heterolobosea; Eutetramitea; Acrasida; Naegleriidae. The record is from RefSeq and is a predicted model, not a curated record. The transcript is spliced from 3 exons.
CUAAACACUUCUAUAAUAUAUAUCUUUUAUAAUAAUAUACUCACUGUAAUAUUAAAUCUAUUAUAAUGACAUCAUCAAAUUCAGUUAUUUAUCCACGUUUUUUAAAAGCAGCACAUUUUCCACCAACUAAUUAUGAAGAAAUGAUGGUCGAUAAAUUACCAUCAAAGAAAUUAGAAUUAGAAUUUAUUCAUGGUGCUUCUAAAAAAGGAUGUAAAGGUUGUUAUUUUCAUAUUAAUGAUGAAAAUAAAUUAGUAUAUCCAAGUGCUGCAUGUGGUAUUGUUUAUGAUCCUAUAAAUAAUACACAAUCUGUUUUUAGAAAACAUGAUGAUGAUGUUGUUACCAUUGCUAAACAUCCAAAUGAAUAUAUAUUUGCAAGUGGACAAAUAGGUAAAGAUGAUAUGAUAUAUAUAUGGGAUAGUCAUGAUAUAAAAGAACCAAUUACUAAAUUAGAUACACAUUUACAUUUUAAAAAUGGAGGAGUAUUAGCAACUAGUUUUUCCAAUUCAGGAGAAUUAUUAGUAACAGUAGGUGGUAAUGAUACAUCAUCUAUUAUAUUAUUAUAUAAUUGGAAAAAGAAUGAAUUAAUUGCAAGUACAAAAUGUUUAUCAAGUGAAAUAUUUGAUUUACAAUUUUCACCUGAUGAUUCACAAAUUUAUAUUUGUGGUAAAAAAGUAUUAAAAAUUUAUAAUACUAAAGAUUUAACAUUUAAAUCAGGUAUAUUUGGAAGUAAAGGUACUUUACAAAAUUUACAUUCUCUAUGUUUUAAUAUGAAAAAUCAAGAUGCCUAUGUUGGAUGUGAAGAUGGUUCUAUUUAUUUAUUUAGAGAUGGUAAAUUAAUUAAUACUAUAAAUGGACAUCAUGGUAAUGUUUUUACUUUAUAUCCAUUAUAUGAUAAAAAUAGUAAAUUUAAUUAUGGUUUUAUUAGUGGUGGUAAAGAUGGUCAAGUUAAAUAUUGGAAAUUUAAUAAUUCAUUUAUUGAAUGUUAUAAAAGUAUUACUAUAAAUGGAUUUGUUAAAAAUAUAACACAUUCUAAAUAUGAUAAUAAUGUAUAUGCUAGUAAAGCAAAUGGUGAUUUAUAUUUAAUUAAAGAAAAUGGUGAAAUUGAAUUGUUAUUAAUUUCACAUUUUGGAACCAUGUUAAAACAAUUAUGGGGAUUAGAUACAUUUAAAGAAUUACCUUUAUUUGUAACAUGUUCAGAUGAUGGUAGAGUUAUUGUAUGGAAUUGUGAAAAUAGAAAACACGCCUCAUUAUUAAAAUUAAAUUCAUCAUUAGAAUUGAGAGGUGUAUGUGUUUCACCUUCAAAUGAACAUGUUGCAUUCACUUCUAAAGAAGGUCAUUUAUUUAUAUAUGGUUUUAAUUUAGAAAAUUAUACAUUUACAGAAGAACCAUUAUAUACACGUAAAGAUUCAAAUGAAGAAAUUACAACUCUAUCUUAUAAUCAUGAUGGUACUUUAUUAGCAGUUGGUAGUCAUGAUAAUUAUAUUUAUUUAUAUAAUUGUUUAAAGAGUGGUAGUGGAGAUUAUAAAUAUAUUGGUAAAUUAAUAGGACAUUCAUCAUUUAUUACACAUUUAGAUAUUUCCAAAUGUGGUAAUUAUUUAAAAAGUAAUUCAGGUGAUUAUGAAAUAUUAUUAUGGGAUUUAAAUAGUAAAAAAUUAAGUAAUUGUUCAAAUAUAGAAAAUAUAGAAUGGAAUUCAAUGACAUGUCCAUUAGGAUGGACAGUUAGAGGUAUUUGGAAACAAGAUUUUAAUGGAACAGAUGUUAAUACAUGUCAUGUUGAUUAUGAAAAUGAAUUAAUUAUAGUAGGUGAAGAUACAACAAUGUUAUCUUUAUAUCAUUAUCCAUGUCCAAUUAUUAAACCAUUUGGUUAUUCUUAUAUUGGUCAUUGUAGUCAUGUUACAAAUGUUAAAUUUAUACAUUAUAAUAUUGAAAAUGAAAGAAUUACAAAAUUAUUAUCAUGUGGUGGUGGUGAUUUGACUAUAUUUCAAUGGAAUUUAAUUGAUAAUAAUGAUCAAUUAGAUCAAUUAAAUACAUCUACAGCAUUACCUUCUCUUAAAAUGGAUAGUAUGAUUGGUGGUGGUUUAUAUAACCCUAAAUCACCACGUGGUCAAUCUGCUAAUUUAUUAGAUUCAAUGAAUCAAAAAUCACCAAGAGGUAUUUCUACUACUACAACUUGUACACCUGGCCAAAAUGAAGCUAAUGAAUUAUAUAAUCCAAAUGUUAUUUUUGGAAAUUUCAUAUCAACAUCUGAAUACCAUGGAUUUUUAUAA